Cylicocyclus nassatus is the source of this 1598-nucleotide messenger RNA. Lineage: Eukaryota; Metazoa; Nematoda; Chromadorea; Rhabditida; Strongylidae. The record is from the annotation of a GenBank genome assembly.
AUUUACGUUUUCGGACUUACUAGGGUGACUUGAUGAUCGAAUUUGAUGUGCUCCUUUCUCUUUGUAUCAUCGGCUCCCAGAUUCGUGUGGAGGUGGGGUCUUGCCAACUCACCGCGUGGCGGUUUUUGUUAGCGAGAGAUUACGAAAAGCAAUGCUAUGAUGUGGAGGUUUAGCAAGUUUACAUGUGUUAUCAGGCAAAGUCUGCAAUACACCUCCACACGAAUCUGGGAGCCGAUCAUAUACCUCGUGUAGUGAGUAGGACUUGUUAUGCUUGGGGCUGAGGGGCAAAGACAGAAAUUCGUGCAUUGUUGUAAUGUGUUUUGUCUUCCUCGUCCUUCCCUACAAACGGCGUAAUGUUAUAGAAAGCUCGAUAUGUUGCGAUUUGCUUCCAGGGUACAAUGUCGCACCGAAAAUUCUCGGCGCCAAGGCACGGAUCCAUGGGAUUUGCGCCCAAGAAGCGCUCUAGGACAUAUCGAGGAAGAAUAAAGGCCUUCCCAAAAGAUGACCCGUCAAAGCCGAUUCAUCUCACAGCGUUCCUCGGUUAUAAAGCUGGAAUGACUCACAUCGUCCGUGAGGUCGAUAAACCAGGAUCAAAGGUAAACAAGAAGGAGGUCGUAGAGGCUGUGACCAUCAUCGAGACUCCCCCGAUGGUGAUCGUCGGAAUCGUCGGCUACAUCGACACUCCACGAGGUCCACGUCCGUUCAAGUCUGUUUUCGCCGAGCACCUUAGCGAGGAUUGCCGUCGUCGCUUCUACAAGAACUGGUGCAAGUCGAAAAAGAAGGCGUUCACGAAGUACGCCAAGAAAUGGCAAGAUGAAGACGGCAAGAAGGUCAUUGAAUCCGAUCUCAACAAGAUGAAGAAGUACUGCUCUGCCAUUCGAGUUGUUGCCCACACUCAGAUGAAAAUCCUGAACCGCAAGCAGAAGAAGGCUCACCUCGUUGAAAUCCAAAUUAACGGAGGAACAAUUGAGGAGAAAGUGAACUGGGCUAGAGAACACCUUGAGAAGCAAGUUCCUGUCGACACCGUUUUCUCGCAAGAUGAGAUGAUUGAUACUAUUGGUGUAACGAAAGGACACGGAUUCAAAGGUGUCACGAGCAGAUGGGGUACUAAGAAGCUCCCACGAAAGACCCACAAAGGUCUCCGUAAGGUUGCUUGUAUUGGUGCAUGGCAUCCUUCUCGUGUUGCCUUUACUGUGGCUCGCGCUGGUCAGAAGGGUUACCAUCAUCGCACACACAAGAACAAUAAGGUGUACAGAAUUGGACGUUCAUGUCUUACACCAGAGGGCAAGAACAAUGGAGCUACUGAGUUCGAUCUUACCGAGAAGAGUAUCAACCCCAUGGGUGGCUUCCCCCGCUACGGUGUGGUCAAUCAAGAUUACGUUAUGCUGCGUGGAGCUGUUAUGGGACCAAAGAAACGUUUGAUCACCUUGAGGAAAUCGCUUGUUACACAAACUAAGAGAUUCGCUCAUGAGAAGAUCAACUUGAAAUGGAUCGACACGAGUUCGAAGACAGGACAUGGUCGAUUCCAAACUACCGCUGAAAAGAAGGCUUUCAUGGGCAAGCUCAAAAAGGACUUCCUCGCAGAAAGCAAAGCCUAA